UUCCUCCACUCUGGUCAACAGGCUGUUUAUGAGAAUAUCACAACAAUUUGUCAGCGAUAUCAACCGAAAUUGCCAUUUAUAAAAUCACAACUCAUCGAACCCUCGAUCAACAUAUUUUCACUCACAUCCAAAAGAAAAACCAUCAAUAUGCCCGCCAUCCAAAUCGAAGCUACAAACGUUGCUCGUGAUGUUGCAAAGCUCGUCAGCCGUGUGACAACCUCAACCCGCAUCGGCAGAACCAGAAGCGGCGUCAGAGUAAUCGGAGGCGGCAUCAUCGCAGCCAUCGUCGUCGGUGUAGUCAUCUUCAUCGCCGUAAUAAUCAUCGGCAUCUGUCUCUUCCGCCGCCACAAGAGCCAAAGUAAGAGGCGCCAACAAGAGAUGGGCAAGUACUAUGGCGGCAACGGACGCUCCAGCAUCGGCACUGACGCCCCCGCGCCCGCCCCGGGCGACGGAAACAACAACACCAACACUGGAUAUGGUUUUACUCAAGGUUACGGUCAAGGACAGAACCAGGGCUACGGAUACGCGCACAUGGCUCAGCCGGGCCAGGCUGGGUAUGUGGCGCCGAACAACGGUGGUGUAGCUCCCAUGGCGCCUGCUUAUACCGCCGACCAUGUUACGCACACGAAAUGAGUGGCAGGAAGGAUGAAAGCCGAGAGUAUGUUGAAAUGGCAAUAGGAAAGAUGCUGCACAUGCUACGAUAAUGUUUGUUUUGUAUUUAAAGUGCGAUACCCACGACCUUAAUGACGAU
Colletotrichum phormii is the source of this 751-nucleotide messenger RNA. RefSeq lists its product as uncharacterized. The coding region runs from base 148 to 633 and encodes 161 amino acids. NCBI's taxonomy places the organism in Eukaryota, Fungi, Ascomycota, Sordariomycetes, Glomerellales, Glomerellaceae. The transcript has a single exon. The record is from RefSeq and is a predicted model, not a curated record.